Molecule: messenger RNA, 577 nt
Organism: Lethenteron reissneri (Far Eastern brook lamprey)
Lineage: Eukaryota; Metazoa; Chordata; Hyperoartia; Petromyzontiformes; Petromyzontidae
Gene: RBX1
Product: ring-box 1
Molecular function (GO): zinc ion binding
Source: RefSeq, a predicted model, not a curated record
ACGGGGGGGGAGGGAGGAGGAGGAGGAAACGGAAGUUGCUCGCAGACGUCAUAUCCGGCCAGCGCGAGCGAGUCAUGGCGGCCGCAAUGGAGGUGGACACGCCAUGCGCUUCGACCACCGCUGGCGGCGGCGGCAAGAAGCGCUUCGAGGUCAAGAAGUGGAAUGCCGUGGCCCUGUGGGCGUGGGAUAUUGUUGUGGAUAACUGUGCCAUCUGCCGCAACCACAUCAUGGACCUCUGCAUCGAGUGUCAGGCGAACCAAGCAUCAGCCACCUCGGAGGAAUGUACAGUGGCUUGGGGCGUCUGCAAUCAUGCAUUCCACUUCCACUGCAUCUCACGCUGGCUUAAAACCCGGCAGGUCUGUCCCCUCGACAAUCGUGAGUGGGAAUUCCAGAAGUAUGGACAUUAAACUUCAUUUUCCCAAGGAUGCCCUCCCUUCAUGAAGCACUGUCCUUCGCCACCCUGCUCUUCAGUUUUUUUAUUGUUACUUGUUGGAAGUGUGUUUAUGCCUGUGUUGCUGUUUGCUGACAGAAGUAGAUUGAUGUUUGGCAUGAUUUCAAUAAAGUUAUGUGGAUUCUG